Messenger RNA from Amblyraja radiata (thorny skate), 468 nucleotides. RefSeq names its product relaxin-3-like. The record is from RefSeq and is a predicted model, not a curated record. Gene Ontology annotation, molecular function: G protein-coupled receptor binding; hormone activity. Gene Ontology annotation, cellular component: extracellular region. Lineage: Eukaryota; Metazoa; Chordata; Chondrichthyes; Rajiformes; Rajidae. The transcript is spliced from 2 exons. The coding region runs from base 1 to 468 and encodes 155 amino acids.
AUGGCCAGACUGGUGUUAGUGGCCGUGGCCGUGGCCAGCCUCAUGCUGGAGGGGAGCUGCCAGACUUCGGGAACAGGCAUCAAGCUUUGUGGCCGUGACUUUGUACGCACUGUUAUCAUCUCCUGUGGGGGCUCCAGGUGGAAACGGCAUUCACCAGAAGAAAACGAUGAGAGAGGCAGCUUUUACAGUGACUUGUUGGAUUCAUUGGACGAUGGCCCACUGCUCUGGUCCACAGAGGAGCCCGAGACAUCAACUCCAGUUAGCCUGGUUCUUCAUCCUCACUCUUAUGUUCAAAGGGACCUCAUGGAGUCAAGCGAAGCUUGGGAGGAAGAGCAUGGGACCAGAUUAUCAUCUGCUUUCCCGUUUCCUUUGGAAGAUAAGACUUUGCGAUUAAGGCGAGGAGCGGGAAUGGCCACAAUCUGCUGCAAACGAGGCUGCACCCGAAGUGAGAUCAUCAAGCUAUGUUAA